AUGAACUCUCCAAAUCUUGCUGCUCUGCCCGACGAUCUUUUAUUGGAGGUAACAUCAUGUCUAUCCUCUAGAGUGGAUAUCCUCAACCUGGCACUCUCAAGCAAAUACUUGUUCACUAGCACAUGCCCUGUAUUGUAUGCCCAUGUACACCUCGGGACCGCAGAACAAUGCCAGCGAACCCUGUCGAUGCUCCGUUCUCGCCCGGACGUUGCGCGCCAUAUCCAGAAACUCCACAUUGGAUUUUCUGCCUCCUCCAACUAUAUGGUCGAUAUCAAUGGAAUUACGAUCUCAGCGAUGCUGAGAGAACUGGCGCCGAAACUGGACGUGCUCCAUACUUUCAUCUGGGACGCGGAUGAGAUUCCUCAAUGCGAUGAUAUGUGGUUCGCCUUACGAAUGUCGUGCCCACGACUGCGCACACUUGGCACAUGUUAUGGAUCUGUGAUACCCAGCCAACGAAGUCAUUUACUGGAAUUUAAGAACCUCCGUGGGUUCUCGUUAACCCUAAAAUAUGGAUACCAUACUCAUCAUACAGAUGACUUCCAAGAUGCUCUUCCUUUCGAUGGUCGUCUUUGGGAUAUGCUGAUUCGGCGCUCUCCGGACCUGGAGGAGCUGCAUGUCUUGGGUGGACCGUUGAUUCUAGACGGAACAGUACACCCGCUCUGCAACGCACGCUGGCCCCUCCUACAUUCUCUAUCUCUAGGCGACGUCAUGUUAGAUUGGUCUUCAGGACCAGGGCCUAUGUCCUCCAAGCGCCCCUUCAUAGCCUUUUUGGAGGCUCAUCAGCGUCUGCGGUUUUUUCGUAUAUCCCGCACUGCACUGAGUCCUCAUAUCCUCCCUUCACUCGAUCCAUCCGCUUUACCACACCUUACCCAUUUUACUGGUUCGUUGGAACAUCUUCAAGCUCUAGCCCCCUCCCAUCCACAAAUCACACACUUAGCGAUCGAGGAGCCGCUAAUCAUCCGUGAUCUCGCACCUCUUUUAAUUGCAGGGGUAUUGCAGAGCCUGCGCUGCCUCACUGAACUUCGCGUUGCCUUCGUUUUCCAUUCUUCGUAUGAAAAUGGAAACUUGAUUAGAAACCUUGUAAGCGCUUGCCCUGGACUGACCACGUUGGAGAUUACGUGCGCAAGAAGGUCGUCCUUCAAAGUUGAUACACUAGCCAAAUCCGUCAAUUGCCUCCCUCGUCUGCGUCACCUACGGUUGACGCUAGUUCCGAUAGCCACAGGGGACUCAUUGCGCGUUUGCGCAUCCCAUGUCGUACAAGCGAUCCCACGCUUACAGUCAUUUGCACUGACGUUCAUUUCUGCCUCACUUCCUCUAUCUCUUACCCCCGUCAAUUUUGGCUUGUAUGAGGAGAGUGGGAACUACGUUGUUCGUACCGAUGAGCAUGGGCUCCCUCAUUCUCUGAGCUGCACCGAGCGAAGACCUGCGCUACGCCUGCCCUUUACACUUCCAAGCAUCCCCAUCCCGCUAGCAGUGCCGCUACUGACUUUUUCUCCUUUCACAUCCCAUUCCCCGCCAAGGGAGAGGAGAAUGAGAAUGCAGCGAUACUUGCUGAACCUCCAUCCAGGCACUUCCAAGCAUGGUGGGUUAGGUCUUAUUUUGGAGCGUAGUACGGCAGGGGAUGAGGCGAGGGUGCUUACUGUUCUUGUAGCCCUGAGCGGGCUUGCGUUGUGGGGUUUCUUUGCAUAG
Molecule: messenger RNA, 1689 nt
Organism: Suillus fuscotomentosus
Lineage: Eukaryota; Fungi; Basidiomycota; Agaricomycetes; Boletales; Suillaceae
Exons: 6
Coding region: 1-1689 (562 amino acids)
Source: RefSeq, a predicted model, not a curated record